Messenger RNA from Parnassius apollo (apollo), 546 nucleotides. Lineage: Eukaryota; Metazoa; Arthropoda; Insecta; Lepidoptera; Papilionidae. The record is from the annotation of a GenBank genome assembly.
AUGCCGGAAAAUUCUAAAAUGUUGCAUGAAAAAAUUCAACAAGUCUUCGCGACGUUAAUUGACCUGAACGACAUCUUUGAUGAGGACAAAAUAGAAAGUGUUCAAGAAUUUACAUGCCGAAUGUACGGAAUGAACAAUUGCCAAAGCGUUAACACUGGACGAUUUAUCAUGUUCAACAAGAUUUAUGCGGCAAAAGAGAAUAAUGAAAAAUUCAUUAAAAAAAUCAAAGGCUUAGAUUCAACCCAUAUUUUACCGUGUUGGAAGUCAUUAAAACAAAAGAUGCUACGCACCAUUUUCGUCAAUUAUAUGUGGCUCAAUGCUACUGAGUUCGACUGUUUAAAGUUUAGUGCGGAAAAUAAUGGUUGGCUUUUUUUGGAUGGUUUCCUGAAACCAACAUGGUUUCUGGGAAGUUCAACUCCGAUACAAGUUGAAAAUGUGUUAUGCAACUCAGCUAACAAAUCUUCAGAUGAUGAAGAACAUUCAGAUUGCGACGGCGAUAGUGACAACUGCGAUUAUGAAAGCAACGAGGAAUCGGACUUCGACUAG